AUGUCCCCCACGUGCCACAGAGACCAGGAUGAACCCCAUACAGAGACAAAAGCAAAUUGCCCUCUACUGUCAGAUCCCAACCCUGUUGCUACGAUUUCCAACCAUGCAGGUCCAAGUAUUAAGCCAUCUUCCCCAUAUAAACAUUUUAUUCGCGACCCAAACCAUCAGAUCCUCGUCCUGGAAGGCGGCACCCUGGUGGCGGUUCCAGACAAGUGCGGCAGACGUGGAGAGGUCUUUUAUGUGUCAGCCUUACCCAUGAGAACACUCAGGAGUGCAAAGGCAAAUCGGAUUACUUUGGCCGUAUGUAAGGGAAAACGCUUCCUCUGCUGCAGAAAAUCAAAGUGCCCCUCAUUAGAAUUAAAGAAAAUGAGAGAUUUGUCGAACCUGAGCUCUAAGAAGGUCCUGCCCUUCACCUUCCUGAAGGAAAAGGCUGGCUCCUACUACACCCUGGAAUCAGCUGCUAAUCGAGGGUACUUUAUCUGCACCUGCAGUACACCCCGGCAACCUGUAGGGAUGACGAAGGAGCUGGGGAAACAGAAAAACACCCACUUUGAAUUUGUAAGUGCCAAUGUGGAUGUCAGUGAGUUUGAAGACUGA
This is a messenger RNA of Microtus ochrogaster (prairie vole), 597 nucleotides long. Its product is annotated as interleukin-37-like. Gene Ontology annotation, cellular component: nucleoplasm. Gene Ontology annotation, biological process: positive regulation of gene expression; cytokine-mediated signaling pathway; cellular response to lipopolysaccharide. The record is from RefSeq and is a predicted model, not a curated record. NCBI's taxonomy places the organism in Eukaryota, Metazoa, Chordata, Mammalia, Rodentia, Cricetidae. Gene Ontology annotation, molecular function: cytokine activity.